CAUGCUCGCCAACCGCGAGUGCCAGCUGGCCCUGGACGUGCUGCAGGAGAGCGCCCUGCAGCGCUGCCGCUGCAAGAGGGGCAUGAAGAAGGAGCUGCAGUGCCUUCAGAUCUACUGGAGCAUCCACCUGGGGCUGGCCGAAGGAGAGGAAUUUUAUGAAGCCUCUCCGUACGAGCCGGUCACCUCUCGUCUCUCUGAUAUAUUCAGACUCGCUUCAAUUUUCUCAGGAAUGGACCCGGCCACCACCUCCAAGAGCAACCACUGCCUGGACGCGGCCAAGGCCUGCAACCUCAACGACAACUGCAAGCGCCUGCGCUCGGGCUACAUCUCCACCUGCAGCCGGGAGCUGUCGCCCACCGAGCCCUGCAGCCGCCGCAAGUGCCACAAGGCCCUGCGCCAGUUCUUCGACCGCGUGCCCGGCGAGUUCACCUUCCGCCUGCUCUUCUGCUCCUGCAAGGACCCGGCGUGCGCCGAGCGCCGCCGCCAGACCAUCGUCCCCUCCUGCUCCUACGAGGACAAGGACAAGCCCAACUGCCUGGACCUGCGCGGCGCCUGCCGGGCGGAUCACCUGUGCAGAUCCCGGCUGGCCGAUUUCCACACCAACUGCCAGGCCACCUUCCAGUCCCUGACCAGCUGUCCCGGGGACAACUUCCAGGCGUGCCUGGGCUCCUACGCCGGGCUCAUCGGCUUUGACAUCACCCCCAACUACGUGGACGCCAGCACCACCAGCAUCACCAUCUCGCCCUGGUGCUCCUGCAAAGGCAGCGGGAACAUGGAGGAGGAGUGCGAGAAAUUCCUGCGGGAUUUCACGGAAAAUCCCUGCCUCCGAAACGCCAUCCAAGCUUUUGGCAACGGCACCGACAUGAACCUGGCUCCCAAAAAUCCCAAUCCCGCCGUCACGGCGCUUCCGAAGGCGGAGAAGAGCCCGGCGCUGCCGGACGAUGUCAACGACAGCAACACCGCCUACGACACGAGCGCCAUCAGCACCUGCAGCUCCCUCCAGGAUCAAGGCCUGAAGCCCAACAAAUCCAAGGAGCAGAGCUUGUGCUACUCCCAGGCCCAGCUGACCACGGAUGUGAUGCCGGAGCAGAAGACUUUCAUGGAUCCCAAGGCGGGAAGCAGCCGGCAGCGGGAGAGCCGGAUCCUGCUCCUCAUUCCCAUCCUGAUCCCGGCGCUGGGGCUAUAGAGGGGCGGGAAGGAGCGGCCGGUGGGACGGGGACGCUCGGACCAGUGCCACCAGUGCCACCAGUGCCCACCAGUGCCCACCAGUGCCCACCGCUGCCGCGCUCGUGCCGGAGACUGGAACGCUCCCAAAUCCCGGGAAUGCCGAGCUCCGGAGAGGCAGGAGGAGCUUUCACCACGCUGGGAAACUUUGGUGGUUUUCUUCCUACUUUUCAUUUUUCCCGUUUUUUUUUUUUUU
Vidua macroura (Pin-tailed whydah) is the source of this 1420-nucleotide messenger RNA. RefSeq names its product GDNF family receptor alpha 2 (gene GFRA2). Gene Ontology annotation, molecular function: signaling receptor activity. The record is from RefSeq and is a predicted model, not a curated record. Lineage: Eukaryota; Metazoa; Chordata; Aves; Passeriformes; Viduidae. The transcript has 8 exons. The coding region runs from base 2 to 1186 and encodes 394 amino acids. Gene Ontology annotation, biological process: nervous system development. Gene Ontology annotation, cellular component: signaling receptor complex; external side of plasma membrane.